This is a messenger RNA of Plasmodium gallinaceum, 1047 nucleotides long. RefSeq names its product triosephosphate isomerase, putative. The record is from RefSeq and is a predicted model, not a curated record. Gene Ontology annotation, biological process: glycolytic process; glycerol catabolic process; glyceraldehyde-3-phosphate biosynthetic process. Gene Ontology annotation, molecular function: triose-phosphate isomerase activity. Bases 1 to 1047 code for a protein of 348 amino acids. Gene Ontology annotation, cellular component: cytosol. Lineage: Eukaryota; Apicomplexa; Aconoidasida; Haemosporida; Plasmodiidae. The transcript is spliced from 4 exons.
AUGCAGAAAAAAAUAUUAUUAUUAUAUAUAUAUUUGUUCAAUUUAUAUUACAUAAAAUUAAGUAAUUGUCUAUCAGAAUAUUUAUAUAAAUUAAAAAUAAGAAAGAGAUAUUUUAUUUCACCAAAAUGUAUAUUAAAGGUAACUAAAAUUAAUUCUGAUGAUAAAUAUAAAUUAAGCAAAAUAAAAAUAAAACAUGCGAAUAAUAAAAAAUUAAUUAAGACAUAUUCAUUAAUUAAUAGUAAUAUUGGUGAAAUAAAAAAAAAAAAGAAAAUUAUUAUAGGAAAUUGGAAAUGUUAUUUAUCAAAAGAACAAGCAUAUAAAUUAAUUGAUACAAUAACACAAAUUAAAUAUUCUAGUUAUAUUGAUUUAAUAAUAUCUCCUAAUUUAUUAUAUAUUCCAUAUUUACAACAAAAAAUAAAAGAGAAUAAUUCUAAGAUAAUCACAUGUUCUCAAGAUGUCAGUUUAGUUAAUGGUUUUGGUCCUUUUACAGGAGAAACAACAGCCAAAUUAAUUUAUGAUUUUGGUAAUAAAUAUACUAUAAUUGGUCAUAGUGAAAGAAAAAAGGGAUUUUAUAAUAAUGUAGAAACUAUCGAACAAACAGUUUUAAAAGUCUAUAAUGCAAUUCAUUCCAAAUUAAAAGUUAUAUUAUGUGUCGGUGAAGAUUAUGAUUAUACAAAUUUUCAUCUUUUUUCUUCAAAAAUAAAAGAAUUGCUAUCUAUAAUUAAAAAAAAAAUUUCAAAGAAUGAAAUGAAGAAUAUAAUAAUUGCUUUUGAACCAAAUUUUGCUAUCGGAACAGGAAAAUCUGUAUCAUAUAAUAUUUUAAAUGAUUGCUGUUUAGAUAUAAAAAAAAAUAUAGCUAAUGAAAUAAGUCCACAAAUAAGUGAUGACAUAUCAAUAGUUUUUGGUGGAUCUAUAAAUAAGUCCAAUAUGAAAAAUUAUAUAGGUAAUACCAUUAGUGAUGGUUUCUUAAUAGGAAAAGCUUCAUUAGACGAAACUUUUAUUGAUAUCAUAAAAUACGUUGAUCAAUAUGUUUUGUCCAACAUUUAG